Molecule: messenger RNA, 3630 nt
Organism: Vanessa tameamea
Lineage: Eukaryota; Metazoa; Arthropoda; Insecta; Lepidoptera; Nymphalidae
Product: WD repeat domain phosphoinositide-interacting protein 2
Exons: 7
Coding region: 243-1439 (398 amino acids)
Biological process (GO): protein localization to phagophore assembly site; autophagy of mitochondrion; protein lipidation
Cellular component (GO): phagophore assembly site membrane; cytosol; extrinsic component of membrane
Molecular function (GO): phosphatidylinositol-3,5-bisphosphate binding; protein binding; phosphatidylinositol-3-phosphate binding
Source: RefSeq, a predicted model, not a curated record
UGCAUCGUACGAUAGUGAUUACGAUUAGCGAAUGGAUGAUUUGAGUUGUGCAGGAGGGGGCUUGUUUUUAGCAGCAAGCAAGGUCGUUCUUUGUGUCAAAAAAUUCUACUUGUGACGAAUACUUAGUUUUUGUUAUUUACAAGGAGUGAGUGACUGUUUGUGCUCAGUAACAAAGGUCGUAGAGCGCGUAUGUCGUUAAUAGUAAUCAAUAUUUAAAGAAACUCGUAAUUUCGAACGUUCCAAUGAGUUUGGGAGGAGGUCACAGUACAGAGGGAACAAAUGCAGGAGGAAUAUUUGUCCAGUUUAAUCAAGAUUGCACGUCCCUAGUAGCAGGCAGUAGUAGUGGCUAUCAUUUGUUUGCACUGACUCCUGAUGAUGGAAUUGAAGAAAUAUAUGCAAGCCGGUCAGGCCAGGACACCUGUCUGGUGGAUCGACUCUUCAGCAGUUCCUUGGUCGCCAUUGUUACAGUUUCAGCUCCCAGGAAGCUAAUCGUGUGCCACUAUAAAAAAGGAACUGAAAUAUGCAAUUACAGUUACAGUAAUACGAUUCUCGCCGUUAAGCUGAACCGAUCCAGGCUGAUUGUAUGUUUAGAAGAGUCGCUUCACAUUCAUAACAUUCGUGAUAUGAAAAUUCUCCACACGAUCCGCGACACGCCGCCGAACCCGCGCGGACUGUGCGCGCUCUCUCCCUGCGUCGACCACUGCUACGUGGCCUACCCCGGCUCUAGCGCCGUUGGGGAGGUGCAGAUUUUCGAUGCCGUGCAUCUGAACGCUAAGUGCGUAAUCAGCGCGCACGACAGCCCAUUGGCGGCGCUCGCGUGGUCCAUGUGCGGGCGACGCCUGGCCACCGCCUCCGAGCGGGGCACCGUCAUCCGCGUGUUCGCCGUGCCCGAGCGCACGCGACUCUACGAAUUCCGGCGCGGAGUGAAGCGCUGCGUAUCCAUAGCGUGCCUCGCCUUCAGUGCGUGUGGGGCUUACCUCGCGGCCACGUCCAACACGGAGACGGUCCACGUGUUCCGGUUGCAGGAGGGCGCAACGGGCGCCGUCGGGGCGGGUGCGGUAGUGGGCGCCGGGGAGGAGGGCAGCACCGGCGCCGGGCCCGCGGGCGCCGCCGAGGCCGGCUGGAUCGACUGGCUGUCGCAGGCGGUGUCGGCCGGCGCGGGCUACCUGCCCGCGCAGGUGGCCGACGUGCUCACGCAGGGUCGCGCCUUCGCCGCCGCCCGCCUGCCGCGCCCCGCGCGCCGCGCCGUCGCCGCCGUCACCAUCGUGGCGCGGACGGCGCGGCUGGUCGUGGCCACGUCGGACGGCGUCGUGUACGUGUACUCGCUGGACGCGCAGGAGGGCGGCGAGUGCGCCCUGCUGCGCACUCACCGCCUGCUGGAUGCCGGUACGCCCGCGCCUAUACACUCGCAAGAAGGUACGAAUAUUUCCGAUGAGUAAAGUUCAUUCACAAUAGACACGUCGGCCGACACCGAGACUGACGCCCGGCCGCCACAGGUAAGUGCUGCGUCGACCGAUCCUCCGCGCUGUCGCUCGCUAACCGCUAACGUGUUCCGUCCCUACAUAUAUGUUACCUUCUUCCAAUUCGUUUGUACGUGACGUUAAUUUAUACAAAUUGCUAACAAUCGAAUCGAGCGAAUUGAAAAGUAUUCGUGAUCGAUUUUCAUGUGUCAAAUUAUGAUUUAAAAAAAUUGGUGCAAUUUGAAUUGGAACAGCCAUAGCUUUCCCAUAUGUACUCGUUAUUUUAAAUAGCUUUUGCUUUCUGAAUUAUUUGCCUUAUAUGUGAAACGCCACCGCACUUAGUUUAGCGUAUGCACAGAAUAACAAUUAUGUCAAAGUAUUUGCAUGUUCACAAAAUAAUGGACGCAAAAAGCUAUUUAUUUAUCAAGUGUUCGGUCAGCGCGAUUAUUUACCGUACUUUAUAUGUAACUAACCGACCCAAUGAAGUAAACAACAAAAAAAGGCUAUUAGUAUUCGACAUAUUGGCGUUAACAGAUAAUUAAAGCCAACACGCUACACAAAGUGAAGUGCCGCCACAAUUAUUGUUUGUGUACUAAAGUUUCGUAGGUUCCGUAGUCACAUAGAUAUCGCGAAAUAUAUUUCUUCUAUAUAUUCUUAAACGUAUUAUUGUUUGACCUUAAUUCUCAAACAUAAGAUAAACUUAUUCUACGAAAUAUAUUUAAUUUUUUUUUCCUAAAAUUUAGAUUGUGAUGCUGUCUAGAUAUAAAAACACGCAAGAACUUAAAAAUAACUUAAAUCAAAACAGAUAAGAGUCAAAUGCACGAAACAUGUCUGCAAAGAAAUGAUUAUAUGAAAAUAAUAUUAACUUUUUUCAAAGAGUUUCUCGUAAACUCCUCGAAAAUCUCAUUAUCAUCAUUGUCACUGGAGUGUUGCCCAGCUGCUACAUUUUUUAUAAAUAGUAUGAAAAACGAGCGUGUCAUAUUUACGAUAACAUCACGCGAGACUUUAUUUGAUAACAUCAUUUUAAAUAUUAAAAUGUAUUUGUAGUUUUACUCGAAUACUGUUCAAUGGAACGUAAACUGAUGCUGAUGGUAUGGCUUGGUAUCAAGCCUAUUUUAAAUGAAAUCUGUUUUGACCUUAGAUCAUCUUUUUGAAUGAAGAAUCUAAAAACAAAUAUGGUCGAACAAUUUCGAUACACGUAUAAUUUUUUUUGUCAUGAAAUGUGUUUUGCUUUGACUAUUUUUUAAGAAAUAUAUAUUCUUGGCACUUGAUCCAAUGUGACAAACUAGAAGGUCAAAUCAUGAUGCAAUUACAUGUAUUUGAGUUUGACUGCGGAACUACUGAAACUAAGAUUAUCUCUAGUGAGCUUUUUAAAUUUAAUUAUUAGCCGAAUACAAGAAUAGUUUUAGGAGACUUAAGAAUCGAACACAUUAAAUAUAGACUUCGCACAGGUCUAAAUUUAGAAGUCGACCUGAGUGUGUCUUAUUUAUGAUAUUGACGCUCAACAAAUAACACCAAAACUGUUAUAGCACCAUGAACAACUACGUUUACAAUUGUGCUUUCUGUCUUGUUAAGAGCAUUUACGAGAAUUUUACAUAAUCCAAAAACUAUUCAUUUAAAAUAUGCAAUUUUGUGUAAUAUUACUUCAGAACAUAUAAUUUACGAUACACGUCUGGUUGAUAUUCAACAUAUGACUGGAAUAAGAUCUAUUUCUAUCAAUUUAUCACUCUUAGGUAUUUUUGUUUUAUAAUAACAACAGGUGCCUCAAACCAGAUUUUUGGUCUGUGUACAAUGGUAAAAUAUUCUCACAAAAUUUUAAAGGAUUAUAAGUAAAUGCUUUCUGGUAAAUAUUUUAUUCGAUAACAUUUAAAGUGCAAUAAUAUAAAAGAAAUAUAAUAAAAUUCAGACUCAUACAACUUUUUUAACUCUAUAAAAACUUUAUACAAUUGUAUUAAGGUUUAAUUUCAUUUGCAAAUUAAAUUCUCUAUGGGCUAGCUCGUAAACUAGUCAGGUGAUUGACCUUUUGGCCCUCGUUACACGACGUCUAUUGAAUUGGUCAGAAUAACUGAAGAUGAAAAAAAAAUUUACAGUACUGUAACAUUAUUAUACCGAUCGAUAUCGUUUCUGCUUCGUUUGUUGGCUCUACUGUGUUCAAUCCUUAAGGUUCCCU